AUGCCACUUUUCCAACUUUCAUCUAGCCCCAACGCUUCCAAGACCCCCAAUGCUAAGCCAGCCAUGGCAAAGACAAAAUCCAGAAUUCAGCCAUUUUUAGAGGCUGUUCGUAACGCCAGACAACUCAUCUUCACCGUCAUUGUUAUCGCCAUAUUCGCCAUUGCGUGGUUGGUCCAGGGUGGUUCGAUUGACAUGCCAGAAUGGACUAAAGACAUGCGACAUCUCGAGGGUGACGACUGGACGAAAUAUGCCGUGAUAAUCAUUGUCGCUGUUUGUGUGGUUUUUGCGCUCAUGAUGGCGACGGGCAUAGCGCUAUUGAGAUCGGAUAAUGCUCAUGGGUAUUCCUGA
Messenger RNA from Fusarium fujikuroi IMI 58289, 348 nucleotides. RefSeq lists its product as uncharacterized. The record is from RefSeq and is a predicted model, not a curated record. NCBI's taxonomy places the organism in Eukaryota, Fungi, Ascomycota, Sordariomycetes, Hypocreales, Nectriaceae. The transcript has a single exon. Bases 1 to 348 code for a protein of 115 amino acids.